This is a messenger RNA of Candidula unifasciata, 1089 nucleotides long. NCBI's taxonomy places the organism in Eukaryota, Metazoa, Mollusca, Gastropoda, Stylommatophora, Geomitridae. The record is from the annotation of a GenBank genome assembly.
AUGCAUCAACUGCAGCAGCCAGCAAUAUCAACAUUUGGGGUGUGCCGUCACCAUCUACUCCAGUCAGCAUCAGAGAUGACAUUGUUAAUAAAUACACUACAUUUUUACAUCAGUCAUCCAGUCACUGAGGUAGAGGUUAAACAUAAGCAGACUGUUGCUAGCACAGCUACACCAACCACAAGCUCUGUGGCGGAAGAAUGCCAGGAACUGGACAUUCCAGAAGAUUUCCUAGACCCUAUCACGUGUGAAGUCAUGGCAGUGCCGAUGUUGCUACCAUGUGGUAAGAAUGUUGACCAGUCUACCCUGGAUCAUUACUUCAGUGUGGAAGCUACAUAUGGGAGACAACCCAGGGAUCCGUUCACAGGGGUACAGUUUUCCAGCACAAACAGGCCUGUCCCAAAUGGUGCUCUCAAAGGCAGAAUUGAUAAGUUUCUUAUGGAACACAGUAAUGACACAGCAACUUUUAAAAUUGCCCGAACUGUGGGCACAGGCCUAAAUUCAUCCCUUCUAGGGAAACGAAAACAUUCUGGACAUGUCAGAGGCAUAUCAUCAGUUGUAUUAAAAAGUCCAGGCAUGCAGCCCUCACAUGCGUCGAGUGAUGAUCAGGUAAACGUGAGCACUACUAAAGUGACCAGAAAGCCACCAGAACAGCAAGAAUGUCACCAGGUUAAAACAAUACCCAAGUCCAGUGGUCUCGGUCAGAGUGAUCAUGCCAAAAGUCACAAAGAGUCCCAGAUGUCAGGGAAGAGACAAGUGAUUUCACUUGCAGCUUCUUGCAGUAACCAAGUAGAACAUUCACCAGGGUAUUCCCAUGAAACCCAGCUUAAGAACAGUUUAAAUAGUGCUCUGUCUUCUAUUCUCAGCUGCUUGCCAUCAUAUCCACUACUUUUACAAAGCACAACUGAUAAUUAUUCAUGUUUUUUGUGUAACAGAGCACUUUCAGACCAGGUGUCAUAUGUAACUCCUUGUCAUCAUUACAUGUGCCGUGACUGUUUGACAUCUGACAGCAUUACAUCAUCUGUGACAUGCAGAGUUUGUCAACAUAAUUUCACAAAAAGGGAUGUUUUAAGGCGGCAUCAUGUAACUUAA